AUUUUGGUUUUAGGAUAAUAAAUGUAUCGCUAGAAAUAAGAUUAAUAUUGUGGUUGUUAAAAAAUUGAAUAUAUUUAUUUAUUUUUGAAUUGUAGUGGCUGACGUUUUCAAAUUAUUUUUGUUUCUUUAAUUGUUAUGGCAUGUUUUCGCUCUUUUAAGAGAAUUGAUUUUUUCCCAACUUUUUUGAAAAGGAGCAUAAAAAUGUCUGCAAUGUUAAGAGCUGAAGAAGUUUUAGAUGAGAUGAAAAACAAAAACCCCUAUUAUGAAAAAUAUGCAAGCAAAAUAGCUAAGCUUCAACAGACAUCCCCGCAAGAAUUUUUAGAAAGAGUAGACAAAGUUUCCCAAGCAAGUAAUCCUAUAAAAAGCACGGAAAGAAAUUAUUCAGAGCUUUUAAAACCGAAAAUGCCUUCAAGCACAACAACCGAAGUUGCACAUAAAAAAUUAAGUGAUAUAAUGAAAUUAGAGCUCUUGGAAGACAAAAACGUUGAUGAUGUUAAGCAUAUUUGGCUUGAAUAUCACAAAAAUAAAGACGUAAUAGCUGCAGUGUUAACAAAUGAUCAAUACGAUACUUUGAUUAAACGCGGAAAAUUGCAUCCAGUAUUUUUACUGCCUUUACCAAGAAGUGAGGGAUAUGAAUUUAUAAUGCUUCAAUUUGCAGCUAAUACAGUUCAUUUUACACCACUUUUAGCUUAUCAGGUUCAUCAUGAAAAUGCUCCAGAGUGUCUCAACAUGAUAUUUUAUACUGAAAUGAAGGAUAAAGGAUUGGUGUUAAUGCGUGGUGAAUUUGAUCAUCAAGUGUUAAGUCCACAGGAAGCACAAUGCCUUGCAAAUGAGUUACAACUUUAUUAUAGUAGCGAUGAUCCUGCCAGAUCAAAACUUUUAGAAAAUUUCACUAGAAAACCAGAUAGUUUCAAGCAUAUGGAUUUAAUUAAACAAUUGGAAGAAAUAGAACUUAAAUAAAAUGAGUUUUAUUUUUCCAAUUAAAUGUUACAAAGUUAUAGUUAAUAAUAAAAAUAAUUUAUGAUUCUG
This is a messenger RNA of Condylostylus longicornis, 1029 nucleotides long. Its product is annotated as ATP synthase mitochondrial F1 complex assembly factor 1. Gene Ontology annotation, cellular component: mitochondrion. Bases 136 to 960 code for a protein of 274 amino acids. NCBI's taxonomy places the organism in Eukaryota, Metazoa, Arthropoda, Insecta, Diptera, Dolichopodidae. The transcript is spliced from 3 exons. The record is from RefSeq and is a predicted model, not a curated record. Gene Ontology annotation, biological process: mitochondrial proton-transporting ATP synthase complex assembly.